AUUUUUAUAUUUAUUAUAAUUAUUAAUUUUUUAAUUUUAUUCUUAAUAGUUUUUAUGAGAGUAGCUUUUUUUACUUUAUUAGAACGUAAAGUUUUAGGUUAUAUUCAAUUACGUAAAGGUCCUAAUAAAUUUUUAUUAAGAGGUAUUUUUCAACCUAUAGGUGAUGGUUUAAAAUUAUUUUUUAAAGAAGUUAAUUAUCCUAGAAAUAUAAAUUUUUUUAUUUUUAUAUUUUCACCUAUAUUAGGUUUAUUAAUUUCUGUUGUUUUUUGAUUUAUUUAUCCUUAUAUUGGUAUAAAUUAUAUUAUAGGUUUUGGUUUAAUUUAUAUAUUUUGUUGUUCAAGUUUAAUAGUUUAUAUUUUUUUAAUAAUUAGAUGAUCAUCUAAUUCUAAUUAUUCAGUUUUAGGUAUAAUUCGUUUUAUUUCUCAGAUAAUUUCUUAUGAAGUUAGAAUAAUAAUUAUUAUUAUAAAUUUAAUAUUUUUAAUUAAUAGAUUUAAUUUGAAUGAUUUUUAUAUUUAUCAAAUAAAUUCUAAAUUUUUUUUUUUUCUUUUUUUAAUAUUUAUUUUAUUAUUAAUUAGAUUUUUAGCAGAAAUAAAUCGUUCUCCUUUUGAUUUUUCUGAAGGUGAAUCAGAAUUAGUUUCUGGGUUUAAUAUUGAAUUUAGAAGUUUAUCUUUUAUUUUUAUUUUUAUAUCUGAAUAUAUAAGAAUUAUAUUUAUAGGAAUAUUAUUAUGUGAAAUAUUUUUUGGUUUAUUAAUGAAUAAAUUUUAUUUAAAUAUUUUUAUUUUAAUGUUUAUAUUUUUAGUUAUUUGAUUACGUGGAUUUUUACCACGUUUUCGUUAUGAUAAAUUAAUAUAUUUAAUUUGAAAAUUAAUUUUACCUUUAUCUUUAUUUUUAUUUGUAUUUAAUUUUUCUAUUAAAUUAUUUAAUUUAUAUCAUUAA
Acyrthosiphon pisum (pea aphid) is the source of this 936-nucleotide messenger RNA. The record is from the annotation of a RefSeq genome assembly. NCBI's taxonomy places the organism in Eukaryota, Metazoa, Arthropoda, Insecta, Hemiptera, Aphididae.